Medioppia subpectinata is the source of this 1006-nucleotide messenger RNA. NCBI's taxonomy places the organism in Eukaryota, Metazoa, Arthropoda, Arachnida, Sarcoptiformes, Oppiidae. The record is from the annotation of a GenBank genome assembly.
AUGAAUAUUGGACACAAUUACUACCAAAUCGAUCACAACUAUAACAAUGUUAUCGAUUCUGUGGAGAAAAAUAUAGCCCUUUGGGAAUCUCAAUACGAGAUGUUUGACGUAAAAUAUAAGUCAGAAAAUGGAUUAAAUUCUGAUAAAACAAAAUCGAUUGAAACGAUUGAUUGCGAGAAUGAGAUAAUUAGCGAAAGCAUUGAAAUAAAGCCAUUCAUUAGCGACCAAACGGUACAGACGUGUCAACAGAUGAAUACGUUUACCACAAAUCAAAGGGAGUGUUUCGACACCGAGUGGUAUAAUAACGACGAUAUUUAUUACAUGAAGACAUUGGAUGCGUUGACCCCUUCAUCGAUGGACCAAAUAAUCGCCACAACAAUCAAAGACGAUAUGAUGGACAGCGGCUUCGAAGAGAGCUCCAUAUCUAUCACUAAUUGCGAUGAAAUCAAUAGUUUUGUGUUAAAUAAUUUGUGCAACGAUUUGGAGCCCAAACCGCAUGAUAUCGACGAGAAUUUCAUUGUUAACGAGAAUAUUCAUUACGAAUGCAUUCAAAGCACACAAAUGUGUGCAACAAAUACUGUGCACACAAUUAAGAAAAGAUCGCAUAAUUAUGUCCGCAAAUCACGACAAGUGGACACAAGGAUAUGGUAUAAGUGCGGUUGGGAUGGAUGUAGUUUUGGCAGCUUUUAUAACGGAGUAGUUAAGAGACACUCGUAUAAGAAACACUCGGGAAAGAUGAAGAUCGACAAGUCGUCCAAUUCACCGAUGCAUAGGUUUCGGUGCGAUUGGCCCGGAUGUGAGGUCUCUCUCGUCGCUUAUCAUAAACUCGUUGAACACAAACGCAAACAUACCGGAGAAAAGCCCUUCAAAUGCAAAUACAGGGCAUGUAAUUACGCCACCGCCAGACUAUACUCAAUGAUUAUUCACGAAAGAACUCACAAAUUAGAUCCCAAUCUUAGCCUAGAAUUCAAAUGAUAUUUCAUUGCCAAUAAAAAUUUCAAUAUUU